Varanus komodoensis (Komodo dragon) is the source of this 2142-nucleotide messenger RNA. RefSeq names its product cyclic nucleotide binding domain containing 2 (gene CNBD2). NCBI's taxonomy places the organism in Eukaryota, Metazoa, Chordata, Lepidosauria, Squamata, Varanidae. Gene Ontology annotation, molecular function: cAMP binding. The transcript has 13 exons. The coding region runs from base 1 to 1884 and encodes 627 amino acids. Gene Ontology annotation, biological process: spermatogenesis. The record is from RefSeq and is a predicted model, not a curated record.
AUGACCAUGCAGGAGGUGGGGGCAUGCCCUGGUCCCCCACCGCCUUCAGAGGUGGCAGCCGAGUGUUGGGCACCUUGUCUACCACCCCGGCUGGCCGCUCUUGAGGAAGGAGGGGUGCUUUAUUUCUUCCAAGUGCUUUCAGAGCAGCUUUCACAUCAGCUCAUUGUGGAUGUUAUCUUGAUGAUCAAAGUAUGCAAGUGUUUCCGACAUGGACUGAAGGGAUUCUCUGGAUUUCAGCUGAUACGGAAAGACUGUCGUGAGGAGUUUGAGGACAAGACAACUGCCAAUACUGUGUUUGACCGGCAUGAGUUCAGUGUUUCGAAGGAUCAUUUUCCUUUUAGAGCAAUCCAAAUAACAAAGAAGCCACCAGCAUGGAGGACUGACCUUGAAGUAAAACACUUACGAAACCGCUUGCAGCUCCUGGAAAGCUUCCGACAAUAUAGCCCAACCCUGCAAAACCUUCUGGCCAGAGUGGUCCGCUUUGAACGGUUUGGGCGCAGGAGGGUUAUCAUCAGGAAGGGGCAAUGGGGGGACAGUUUUUAUUUCAUCAAUUUUGGUACAGUCGGUAUCACCGAUGAUGACGAUGGCAGCAGUGCCUUUGUAGAAGCAUCUCCAACUGUGCUUCGGAGCGGGGCUUCUUUUGGAGAACUUGCCCUUUUACAAGGAAAAAGGAGAAUUGCUACCGUUGUUUGUAUGGAGGAAACAGAACUGCUAGUGGUGGAUAAAAAGGAUUUUUUUGCCUAUAAAUUAGACAAGGAGCUUCAUCGAGAAUUCAGACAUCGAUAUGAAUUUUUCAGAGCACUGGACCUUUUCAAAACCUUGUCGGAUGGUUCCAUAGAGGCACUAGCCAAUAUCUGCAAAGUGGAGAGGUUCCACUACGGGCAGGUGAUUGCCAGCGACCUUGCAGAAUCUGCCACUGCUAUAUUUGUUACAAAGGGCAUUACAGAGGUGUUGCGACUGGUUGACCUCACCACUUGUCCCUCUUAUCAUAUGUGGCUCUUGAAACAACGGUGCCUUCGCAAACGCAAACCACAGGAGGAAAAGCGCUCUUUGGCGGCUGAGAUCACAUGUGUAGACAGGUUCAAAAGCACCAUGUGGAACUCUUACUCCGGGCAGAAACUGAAUCGCUUGAAAGACUAUUAUGUUCAACAGGAAGAGGAAAUAUAUGAAGACUGGAAAACACGAAGUUCUUUCUUCAACAAAAGCCAUAAAAGUGUCGUGAUAAAGGUGGACAUGGGUCAGAAGAGUGUUUUCUGUGAGCAACAGGAAGAAGAGCCAGAGAUUAUUCAAAAUGUUGUCUCAGGUGUGUGUGGGAAACAUUUAGCAUACACCACUUCCUAUGGAAAUGUACCAAGUUCGGUGGCUGCAGCUGUAUAUAUCAGGGUGGAUGAACUCCGUAAAGGGGAAUACACUAUAAGUCUGCAAGAUGAGCGUACCAUGAUCAUGGUAAGCCAAGGGGCUGAGAUCAUCCGUCUGCGAAAAGACAAGAUUGAGGAGUGCGCUGAUGAUGCCACAGUGAUGAAAUUAAGUAAUAUGCAGAUCCAAUAUCCCAGUGAUGAUGAGCUGUGUCAGAUCUUCCUCAGGCAGAACUCAUGGGAGAUGUUUAAGAAAGAUCUCCUGAACCUUGUGAUGCAGCCCAAGCUGGUGAAGAUGGUUCAUCCUCCGCAUCCGUGCCCCACAGAGGAAAUAUACACCUCUUGGCACAUGAAUCAAGCAGGUAUCUUGGACCUUUCUGAUCUGUAUUAUGGAAAACCAGUUCCACCACAGAAAGGCAAGUACAUUCCAGUCCAGCCAAAACAGACAAAAAGGGCCCUCCCAGACAUUCAGCCACGACUGAUUCAUGGCAUCACUGUAAUGCGUCCCAAUCUGGAUGGUGCAUUUUAGUGCAUCCCAAAGCUUUAUGUUCAUAGGUUAGCAGCAGCAAAAGGCAACUCUAAGUGGAAAAGAAGUGAUAUCGGCAACAUGUAUAUGACUGUGCAAUACAUGCAUCUUCAUUGUUGUUGUUGUUAUUAUUAAAAUACAGCCUUUGUCUUUUAUCAAAAAGGAAAGCCAUAGUCCUCUCUUUUUACAAUAGAUUUGUGUUGCAAAUUCCAAACCUGGUAAAUUCACUUUCUUUCAAUAUUGUCAUAGAGAUUUUUUUCC